AUGAGGCCAGCACCAAAAUACCCAUGGUAUAGGGCCGGCAUCGACCUGUUCGAAUACGGAGGAAAGUCGUAUCUGUCCGUGUAUGGCGCUCUUUAUAAUUUUCCAGAAGUGGAGGAGCUGCGUGACACAUCGGCGAAAACCGUCAUCUACAAUCUGGGCGCCAUAUUUUCGAGGUAUGGUAUUCCAUAUGAGGUGUGUACAGACAACGGACCCCAAUUCAGCAGCCGCGACUUCAGCCGGUUUGCAAGCAAGUAUGACUUCAGACAUGUCACCUCAAGCCCGGAGUUCCCAAGGUCCAACGGACUACCAGAGAAGGGCGUGCAGGUAGCUAAAAGGCUUUUGCAGAAAACAAAAGACGCACGAGAAGAUUUCUGGCUGGGCCUCCUGAGCUACAGGUCAACACCCUUAGAAGAUGGACGAUCGCCCGGAGAACUACUCCAAGGAAGGCGAUUAAGGUCGACACUUCCAGAUUUCAGUGACCAGAAGACAACACAAAUGUGGAAACUUGUUCAAAAGGAUCAUUCCAAGUGGGAUCUGCCACCACUGGACAAGGGACAGACUGUUAGGAUCAAGAAAAAGUAUUGGUCACGGAAAGCGAAAGUGGUCAAGCAGGUGUAUCCAAGAUCGUACGAAGUCUUGACAGAAAACAACAAAAGACUUCGUCGGAACAGGCAACAUCUUCUCCCCACAAGCGAGGCUUUCAUCCAGGGUGCCCUGGAAAGUGAACCUAGUACUGACGAAGUCCAAUAA
Molecule: messenger RNA, 750 nt
Organism: Rhipicephalus sanguineus (brown dog tick)
Lineage: Eukaryota; Metazoa; Arthropoda; Arachnida; Ixodida; Ixodidae
Exons: 1
Coding region: 1-750 (249 amino acids)
Biological process (GO): DNA integration
Molecular function (GO): nucleic acid binding
Source: RefSeq, a predicted model, not a curated record